CACAGCCUGAUACUACAUCCACUCCUAUACUCUCCUCGAAUCUACUUCGACAUGCAGCUCUCCACUCUCUUCGCCAUCCUUGCCCCAAUCGCCGUCGUCCACGCCGGUUGCUACAGCGGAGGCGACACAUGGGCUCCCGACCAGGUGCAAGCCAACAACGCCUUGAACGAUCUAUGCAACAACCUGGCUGGCGGAUUCAGCGGUGGUCAGACCAAAUACGCGUGUCGAAACGCCGGCACCCCCAACAAGAAGCUAGAGUUCUGGGUCAAGAACACGGCCGGCAAUUCUUUGUCGCUGGGCCACGGCGAUUGUGUACUACGCAUCAGUAACGAGAUCAACGGAUGCUCAAGAGGCGGCGAUACCACUACUGCUGGUUGGAACUUCAGGGCCGAUCCUAACCAGGGACGCUGCUGAAGAAGUAGUGACUCCACACUGAUAUGCUAGGGAAGGGUGAGAUCAGCGGGUGAGCGGGUUGUAAGCUUUUGAUGGGGAUCGCAAAGUGGAGGUUGGAAAAUCGAUAGUCGAGCGGAUAUGCUAUCCAGUC
Messenger RNA from Dothidotthia symphoricarpi CBS 119687, 544 nucleotides. RefSeq lists its product as uncharacterized. Bases 52 to 414 code for a protein of 120 amino acids. The record is from RefSeq and is a predicted model, not a curated record. NCBI's taxonomy places the organism in Eukaryota, Fungi, Ascomycota, Dothideomycetes, Pleosporales, Dothidotthiaceae. The transcript is spliced from 2 exons.